Halichondria panicea is the source of this 1199-nucleotide messenger RNA. Its product is annotated as probable serine/threonine-protein kinase kinX. The record is from RefSeq and is a predicted model, not a curated record. Gene Ontology annotation, molecular function: protein serine/threonine kinase activity; ATP binding. Lineage: Eukaryota; Metazoa; Porifera; Demospongiae; Suberitida; Halichondriidae. Gene Ontology annotation, biological process: protein phosphorylation. The transcript has 3 exons. The coding region runs from base 1 to 1176 and encodes 391 amino acids.
AUGGGGAAGGAGAAGAUGUCUGACUAUCUCACAAUAGCAGAUCUAAAGAAAUUAUACCUCGUCACGUUUGAUGCUCGAAUUAAGUGGCGAAACAUCUUGCUUAUUCUUGAUGUACCCCAGGCUACAAUCGACAGCAUUGGGAAAGAAUGGAGCAACAAUCCUGAUGACUGCUAUCGUGAGGGUUUGAAGGAAUGGAUUAAUGAAGGAGAGAAAAGCUGGACAGAUAUGGUGGAAGCUUUAUCAAGUCCUAUCGUGGGUGAUGUUCACAUAGCCAGGACCAUCGAGAAAGAUCAUCUACAGUCUACUAGUGGCACUGAUGUGAAGUCAGAGGAUCACCAGAAGAUCAACGACGAUUUAACCGUUUUCCUAGACGAGCGUCUCGGUAAAGGUGCAUUUGGAGCAGUCUUCAAAGGCAGCUACAAGGGCAAGAUAUGUGCAGUCAAAGUGCUGCUUCACGAUGCUAUGGAGAUGCAGGCAAGUAUUCCAGUUGGCAAAAACAAAGAAGCUAGCGAUGCAAUUGAUCGUGAGAGUCAUUUCCUCAAGUCGUUCCAGCACCCAAACGUUGUUCAGUUUCUGUCGACUACCAAGCACCCCAAAUCAGGCAGUACAAUUCUCGUUGUUGAGCUGAUGGAUUGCAAUCUGAGAUCCUACUUCUCCGGCCUUGAUGAAGAGUCCCUCACCAGCGAAUGUGAAAUUAGCCUCUCCAAAGACAUGGCUUGUGGUCUGGCCUACAUUCACAGCAUGCAGAUUAUCCACCGUGACCUCUGUGGCGAUAACGUCUUACUGAAGCUUACACGACCAGUGCCUGUUGCAAAGAUUUCCGAUUUUGGCAUGUCACGGCUAUAUGAUUCCUCCAAGCUUAGCCAAACCCUCACGGCCGUUGGUCACCGUAUAGGGUAUCUACCUCUCGAGGCUAUUCGAUUGGAAGAGGAGAAAUACGAUAGUAGGCUGGAUGUGUUUUCCCUUGGGGCGAUUAUGGUGCAGAUUGUUUGCAAGUUGGAGACGAUCAAAUCAGCCAAGGAUCGAUCAUUCCAUUUUUCCCAAAUCCCUCACACACACAGGUUGAGGAAGCUUAUAGACAGUUGUUUGAAAGAGGACAAGAGGAGGAGACCAUAUGCCAGGGACAUCUGUGAGUCAAUUAAAAUGUAUGCUUCCAAAAAAAUAAAUUACAUUUAAAUUGUAUUUUAGAUUCUUACAUU